This is a messenger RNA of Manacus vitellinus (golden-collared manakin), 3582 nucleotides long. RefSeq names its product flocculation protein FLO11-like. NCBI's taxonomy places the organism in Eukaryota, Metazoa, Chordata, Aves, Passeriformes, Pipridae. Bases 19 to 1104 code for a protein of 361 amino acids. The transcript has 5 exons. The record is from RefSeq and is a predicted model, not a curated record.
CAGCCUCUCUCUGCAGGGAUGGGGACAGUCCAAGCAUCAGCCCUGUCAGGGAGAGCGCUGGAGGGCGUGGCAAAUGCAGCCCACUGGUAUCCUGCCUCCAUCGAGGUCCUGCAAGGACAGGGACAGGAGACAGGAGAGACCUUGGAGACACCAUCACCUUUUCCUAGCACAGUGCUAACCUCACAUCAGCCAAGGGAAGCUUCUGACUUUGGUCCAGCAACUACUGCCAUUCCUCAGACAAGCCUGGAGAAAAACUUGACUUCUGCAACACUCAGUACCACUGGGGCCCACACUACAGAGGUGGAGAAUGGCUUCAUCCCUACCACCCCCAUGGCGGGCUCCAAGGCAGAGAGACUGCAGGCUUCCACCACUGCCAGCCCUGGGGACAUCACAGUUACACAUCCUGAGCACCACAAUAUGAGCUUAUCAGUCAACAGCAGCACUGAAAUCCCCUCCCCUACACUGACUGCCAGCACUCUGGAAGAAAACCAGCCCAGCCACGAAGCCACAGAGCCUUUCAGCACAACUGAAGAAACGGAUGAGGCCGCCAGUGCAACCCCCUCACUUCCUCUGAACACUGUGCCGGCAACAACUAACAGCUCUCAGCUGGGGCCUUCUGAUGAGCAGACCGUGGGGCCCACAGCAGCAAGGUCUGAAACCAGGCCAGGAACGAGCCCUGUGGGUGCCACAGAGGAGAGCACUGUAGAGCCCAGAACCUUCUCUGCUCCCAUCUCCACCGUACAGAGCGUGUCCUCUGCCACCGCCUCCAGGACUGCCACGGUGAGACCCCUCAUGACCAGCUCCACAUCUGCCAGCACAGCUGCCAUGCCCACCAGCACAUCUGCACGGGUGCAGUCAUCAGAGCCCAGACAUGAGAAAGCUUCUGUGUUGAAUGUUGGUGAUGAUGAAAAUUCAGAGCAACCCAGUUUGGCUGAUACAACAAGGGCUGAUCCCUUGGUAAUCACCGUGAUCUCCGUCUUCAUUGUCAUGGUGGGCAUCCUCGGCCUGGUGGGCUUCUUGAGGUACCGCCAGCACAACAACCGCAUGGAAUUCCGGCGCCUGCAGGACCUGCCCAUGGUCCCUCUCCUUCCAUCCAGGGUUUGAAUCAAGACAGCAAGUCUCAAGGUUGGGCACUAAAGAAGCUCUCUGCCUUCCCCUCACUCUGCAGGGGAAUGCUAAGAGGUUAAAUAGAGGGAGAAAGGAGAGCUCCAUCCAAACUUGUCCUGAAAUGACACUUUCCUAGCCUCUUCUCCUGUUUUCUGAUAUAUUUGCUUUGUGACUGUGACAAAGCAGAUUCUGUGCUUUGCUCCAAGGCGUUGUCUGUCUGUCUGUCUGUCUGCAUUUGACCCUUUGGGAAUGUAAAAAAAAUAUUAGGGUUUUAUAGGAUUAAUUAGCUCUGGGGAAGCUGCAACUAACACACUGUGCUUUCUGGGACAGAGGAGUAUGGGAGCUAGCAAGCAAGCUGAUGCUGUUUCAAGAGUGGAGGUUUCAACAGCCGGGGUUCUCCACAUCCCUGCAGCAGGCAGGCAGUUCCUGCACACACCUCUUCUCUCCAACUGCUGGAGCAGGAGGGAGAGUGGCAGUCCAAAUAUCCAGGAGCUGCCCAGGGACAGCAUUUAGGUGGAUUGCUGGGCAGAUGGCCACACUGUGACAGUGUGGAGAGAAGGCUGUGCUGCCUGCACAGCACUCUUCCAGGCUGGCACCGCAUUGCCAUCGUGCAGACAUCUCAUUAAAGCACUCUUCUCUGCUUCUAGGAUGACAUGAUGGAGGACACCCCUCUCUCACUCUACAGCUACUAGGCAACCAGGUUGUCCUCUGCCUGGCCAGCUGAACUUCCCUGAGGAAAAGGCCUUGAGGACUUGGUCCCAGAUGAUCUGCCAAGGAAUGAGGGGCUAUGAUUUGCACACAACUGAAAGAUCCUUUUCAGAUGGUUUUUCGUUUUAGACGUUUUAAAUAGUUCAGUGUUGAAGUUUCUAUGCUGCGAAUCAGAGCCCAAGUCUGGCCCUUUCCUCCAGGCUCUUCUCAAAAUAAUGCCCUGAAGAGCUGCCUCCUCCUCUUAGUGUGGUGACCAAUUAGCCAAGACAACCUUUGCCAUCACGUUCUGCAUGGAUCUUUUCUGUCCAUGUUGGUGGCUGCUGGUUUCAAAGGAGGUGGGCAAGUGAUCCAACAAGGGCUCUUAACACUGGUGGCGUCAGCACAGUGCUAACAAAGGAGACUGCUGUUUUCUGAGGGAGCCCAGGAUGUGGAAAUCAGUUCUCUUGGGCUCCCUCUUGUUCUGUAUUUUUAAGGUUGUUUGUUUGGGGUUUUUUUCUUGCACUUUUUUUGUUCCUGUUUCAGCUUUAGUCCCAGGAUUGGCACUGUCCAUCCUGAAACACCUACCAGGAGGAUAAUAGACUGCUCUGCUUCCCUGUCCCUCCUGUGCUAUGCAAGGUCAAAGCUCCUUUACCUUCUGAUAUUGGUCUUUGAGCCAGUCCGUGUCUUAUCACGAGGACAGAUCCUGGAUGUAGGUGCCUUCCUCCCGUUCCCUUUCUAGGUGUUAGGCUGAUUAGAUUCUGCACUUUUGCCUCAAAAUGUCACUGCUUUAGACUGCAUCCAAGGCUCUUGAGGCCCCUCAAGGAAACCCACAGACCAGAGCCUCUGAGUGUAAGUCCAAGGAUCUUUUGGUGCCCUCACCUUAGAAAGACCAGACUGUGUGUGACAUGACAGUCCUCAUGUAAUUACACUUGCUCCUGUUUCCUAGCUCACUUUUCUCUGCAGGUAAAUAGGAAUGCCUUCUCUAGAGUGUUUGACUUUUGACUAAGCCAGUUGCUCCCUCAGGAUACAGCAAGGGCUAGAGAUUAUCUGCCACAUUGCUCUUACAAGCCUCAGUUUCUCCUCUCCUUUUAGUAGCAACAUCACUGACCCCACAAAGGACAGAUACCAGGCCUCACUAGCAAAAGUACCUUUUUUUUUCACAGUGCUGUUAUUGCUUGUUGUAGCAGGAAGAGGGGAAUUUCCCCAUCAGCAGGGCCCAAAUUAUCUGCAAAGCCCAAAGAUGGAGCAGAACUGGCCUGGGUCAGAUAGAUGAACUGGGCAAGGCAGCAGUUCCUCCUCCCUGUGUUACUCCUUCCGAAGUGACUGACAAAUGGCUGCAGUGCAGUUUGGGUUCAGCUGUUGGCUUUGUAAGGAUGCCCAAUGACAUAGGGAAGAAGGGUUGGUUCUCUCCUACUGUGGCAUGAGAACUAAAGGGCAGUUGUCACAACUCCAAAGCUUUUUUAUCCAGCAUUGUCUGCACAGAGCCAUCUCCCUAGCUACAGACUUGUUUCCCCUGCCGGAGGGCAGGGUGCUACUGGUUUUCGGCACAAAGUUGGCAAGUUAGUCGUGGAAAAUAGAACACCAUCCUGGCUGGAACUGGUGCAGGCUGGCAUAGCUGGAAAGUGUCUCUGCACACAAUCAAAAGGGCAGGGGCUGGUUGUUCUGGUUUCCCACGCAUCGCUGUCCAGGGGAAAGGGGUGAGGAAGAAAACUCGCCCAACACCAAAGUGCGACUUUCUUUGUAAAAUAUGUUGAUAGUGGAUUUUUUUUUUCUGCAAUAAAGUUACAA